AAUCCCCUCCCCUCUCCCCCGUCGCAGUCUUCCCCCUACCCCGCCGCCUCAUUGAUUUCCCCUCCACCGCCCGCCCCCGCCGCCGUCGCGUAACCCAACAACGCCGGGGCAAGAGAAGGAGCAGCUAUCCAAGCUUACAAGGGCUCGGAGAGCGAUGUCGUCGUCGGCGGCAGCGCCGAUCGGCCUGUCGUGGGCGCCCCAGCUGCCUUCCCUGGCGGCGGCCGGCGGCAGCAGCAAGAAGGGCUCGGCGCCGACCCCGAGCAUUGACGCGCAGGAGUCCCUCUGGAAGCCCAGCAACGAGCUCGUGGACGGGCUCUACGUGCCCCCGAGGGACCCCAGGAAGGUCAACAAGAUGGCAAGGAAGAACGUCAAGGACACCACCGGCAAGGGCUGGUUUGACAUGCCGGCGCCGAGCAUCACUCCCGAGUUGAAGAAAGACCUUGAGAUUUUGCAGCUGAGGCAUGUAAUGGACCCUAAAAGGCAUUUCAAGAGGUCUGGUAAAUCCAAGGCUCUUCCGAAGUAUUUCCAAGUUGGAACGGUUAUUGAGCCUGCAUCUGAGUUCUACUCAAGUAGGUUGACAAAGCAUGAACGGAAGCAGACCUUGGUUGAUGAGCUGUUAUCUGACCAAAAACUCAAGAACUACAGGAUGCGUAAGGUAAGGGAAAUUCAGGUGGCCCGGACACCCGGAGGCAACCAGAAGUGGAAGAACAAGGGCAAGCAAACGUUCAAAAGGGCCAAGGACAGGCGGAAAUAGGAUCAAUGUAAAACAAGGAAGAACAGAAAAACGGAGCCAAAGAGAAAUGGGCGAGCACGGCUAUAGGUUGUGCACUCCAGUGUGAUGUGGUGAAUUCAUGUAACUGAACGUAUUGAACUUUUCUCCCCGCACUUAGAGAGAUGAGAUCAGUGUUUGAGGGGAUGAUGGUCAAAGCAUUGUAGUAUCUGAACUUGAGUUUGGCAGGAUGCUUUUGCGCAAAAAGAAAAACUGAUCUUGUGAAUGUUCAUCUACUGAUCUGCAACAAAAGAGCAGGGGAAGUGUUUAACAUUUGCACA
Messenger RNA from Aegilops tauschii subsp. strangulata, 1050 nucleotides. RefSeq names its product rRNA-processing protein fcf2. Lineage: Eukaryota; Viridiplantae; Streptophyta; Magnoliopsida; Poales; Poaceae. Gene Ontology annotation, biological process: RNA processing. Gene Ontology annotation, cellular component: nucleolus. The record is from RefSeq and is a predicted model, not a curated record. Gene Ontology annotation, molecular function: RNA binding.